AUGUUCUCUCGUACGUCUGGUCUUCUUGGAGUUGCUGUUGUGUUGGGAAGUGCUUCUGCAAAUCUCGUCACCUUCGAAGCACGAGACGUCACUCCUAUCAGCGCCUUAGUAGCCCGUCAAUCUACAGGCUUCGAUCCUUCCAUCAUCCCGAGUCAAUGCCAGUCGGACUGUUCUGCGAUUGUGAACGACAUUUCGACGUGUCAAACCUCGACUGAUACACUAUGCGGUUGCACGACCAAGGUUUCGGGAGAUAUGAGGACUUGUUUCGGGUGUUUGAUAAACCUCGCUCCUACUGCUCAGUCGUCGAUACAAUCGUCUUAUGAUGAAUACGUCUCGAACUGCAACAGCGUCGGAGCCAACUUACCUAGCGGAACCGUUGGUAGCGGUUCAUCCAGCGGUGGUGGUGGUGGCGGUGGAUCCAGUGCUAGUUCUGGUGGUUCGAGAGCCUCCGGCACUGGUACUGCCACUGGCGGUGCUAGCAAACCCACCAACACUGGGAGCAGCAGCGGUGGUGGAAGUAAUAGCGGUGGCGGAAGUAACAGUGGAAAUACUGGGAAUUCCGGAAGCUCCAAUUCGAAUUCUGCCCCAGGUCUUAACGGAAAUGGGAAUGGGAAUGGAAGCAACGGUGCCGUGGCGACACAUGGAAAUGUUGCGUUGGUUUCUGUUCUGUCGUUCUUUGCCACUCUUUUCCUUUGA
Molecule: messenger RNA, 696 nt
Organism: Marasmius oreades (fairy-ring Marasmius)
Lineage: Eukaryota; Fungi; Basidiomycota; Agaricomycetes; Agaricales; Marasmiaceae
Exons: 5
Coding region: 1-696 (231 amino acids)
Source: RefSeq, a predicted model, not a curated record